Molecule: messenger RNA, 1293 nt
Organism: Rotaria sp. Silwood2
Lineage: Eukaryota; Metazoa; Rotifera; Eurotatoria; Philodinida; Philodinidae
Source: the annotation of a GenBank genome assembly
AUGAAUGUCAAUCUGUCUGGUCAACCACCGUCACAAUCUCGACCGGUUGUUAAUCGACCAUUAGAAGAAGGAAAUCGUGGGAGACAACGAAAAAAAUAUCAUGGUAAUAAAAAAUUACAACGUUUACGUCGCAGACGACGUGCUCGUGGCAUGACUGAAACAGCCAUAGCUAAAACCAUUAAGGCACGGAAACAUGUGAAAGAAAAGCAAAAGUCAAAACCAUCGAAGAAGGUGACUACGUCAACAUCAGUUCUUCAAACGGAACCCCCGGCAAGAACUGUACCGAUAGCAUUAGCUUUUUUUCUCAUCAAAGGUCUUCACUUCACUCGAUCUAUUACGCCUAUAUGUAGAUUACCAGCUUAUUUAACUCAUUCACCACAUUUGAUCUUUCAAGCAUUACGUCAAGAAUUUAAUCGUUUCUUGAAUAAAAAAGAUGAACAAAUUUUUAUUCAUGUACGUCUACAAUUGUUAGACCGACAAUAUCGUCUCGAACUCGAUCAACGUUUAUGGCAAUCCUAUUUAAAUCUCGGUCUUCAAGAAAAGUUAUGGCCUCGUUCAUUGUAUGAAAUGGCCAAGACCGAUCAGUCAGAGCUAUGUGAAAAUUAUAUUAUGACACAAUUAGCUGUAAUCGACGACCAACUAGAGCAGUGUAAUAUGAAAUUGUUUACACAAGUGCAGUCAUCGAUACCUAUUCUAUUACCAUCAUUAGAUAUAAUGGAUAGAAGUUUGAAAAAUUAUGUUUCUCUACAACAACACUAUUUAGUUGAACGCAUAGAUCAUCAAAUAAUGAGCUGUAAGAAUGAUAUUCGUGAUCAGCAACUCAAUCGAGAUUUGUUUACUUACAAUCUCACUAAUGCUAAACGAAAUGCACUUGAGCAAAUCAUACAUAUACGAAAAGCACAAUUGCAAGUCUAUGAAGAAUUUAUUAUGUUGGAACAACGUAUCGUUCAUCAAUUUCUGUCACCGAACUUUGAUCAAUUUGAAAAGAUUACUGCACCAGAUUUUUAUUGCCCACCCAUUGCUGAUAUUACAGUAGUCGAUCUUCGGACAAAACGUCGUACUAUUUUAAAGCGAGGAAAACGUCAUUUACUCAAUAUUUUUUAUUCUGCCUAUGAAUAUAAAUUCAAUGAAUGUGAACAACAAUAUCAACAAGGUUUAAAGGAUUUUGAAUUACAAUUGUCUACAACAAUUCAAAUUAAUGGAAUGUCUCUGAUCGACUAUUUCAAAGCUUAUAUGUUACAUCAUACCAAUCGAGCCAUCGAUAAUAUAUUUCAUAAACUAGGCCAUUUUUGA